Nerophis lumbriciformis (worm pipefish) is the source of this 270-nucleotide messenger RNA. The record is from RefSeq and is a predicted model, not a curated record. Lineage: Eukaryota; Metazoa; Chordata; Actinopteri; Syngnathiformes; Syngnathidae.
AUGCUGAUCAAAGUGAAGACUCUGACUGGAAAAGAAAUAGAAAUCGACAUUGAGCCCACAGAUAAGGUGGAGCGAAUUAAAGAAAGGGUAGAAGAAAAGGAAGGGAUACCCCCUCAACAACAGAGACUCAUCUACAGUGGAAAACAGAUGAAUGAUGAGAAGACGGCAGCAGACUACAAAAUCCAAGGAGGUUCAGUGCUCCAUCUGGUGUUGGCGCUAAGGGGAGGAACAGCAUACCGUACGACUGACGCACUACUCACCUCAUCGUGA